AUGGCCGAACAAACUGUUUCCGAGGCGGCCACCAAGGCCCAGACGGAAAAUGCAAACGAGACAGAUCUCACCAGUAUCCUGAAUACAGGCCAACGUGCUGAUCUAACGCUACUCAUCGCCAACGUCACCGAGUCAAUGCGCAAAAUGAUUCUGGACAAUUUCAGCUCAACGGCAGGACUUGAUAAGACGCUUCUGCGAGAAGGCAUGACCGAGGAGGAGAAGAUGAUGAGAGUGGACCCAGCAAAGGUCGACGUCUCUGCUUAUGACCGUGAACGGAAAAUGAAGGCGGAAAUCGACAAGGACCUUGCCACGCUGAAGAUGAAGAACCUUAGGAAGACCGCUCUAAAGGCCUUUGACGAAUGGCGCGAGCAAGUCAUCCUGCGGGUCGGCCAAGUUGUCAACAGUGAACACACUGCUCAAGAACAAGUUCGGAAGGGUGCCAAUGCCGCGUUGUCAAAGCCCCAGGCGCCCAUAACCACUGCCAGGGUCAUGGAGGCUGGGUCGAGGGUUGUCAACCUGAAGUUCAAAGACGUGUUCCCACCCACGAAAACGCCAUUGACAAAGCUCCCUAUGGACAAGCGGACGCUGGUGCUUCAUUCUCUGCUCUUGCUGCUUCUGUCCCUGGAGCACUACAAUGCCUAUUCUCGCAUUCUGUUGCUCAACUUGACGUCGUCACUAAAGCUGCCCCUGAAGACCUUUGAGCAGGACGAGUACACCACGGCCAAAGGUCUGCUGGAAGCAGCUAAGGAGCUGACUGCCGACGAGGAGAAGAUGAAGAAAAUCAAGGAGAAUGAAGAGACUCGAAAGCGAAGAGUUCGUUAUGCGACAGCGGCCGGAGCUGCGAUCCUCGGUGUCACAGGCGGCAUGGCAGCGCCUCUUGUCGCUGCAGGCGUCGGCUCUGUCAUGGGUGGACUUGGACUCGGUGCUACAUCCGCGGCUGCUUACCUGGGAUCUGUAGCAGGAAGUGCCGUCCUGGUUGGCGGGUUGUUUGGUGCAUAUGGUGGACGGAUGACGGGGCAAAUGAUGGACUCGUAUGCGCGCCAAGUCGAAGACUUUCAGUUCCUGCCUGUCCAUGGCAGCAGCGACAAGAAGACCAGCGAAGACGAGGCCCGAGGCGCACAAGAGGCGAGUGAGCAUGACCACAAACUUCGCGUCACUCUCGGCAUCUCGGGUUGGUUGACUGAGAAAGAGGAGGUGGUCAAACCAUGGCGUUCUCUGGGUACAGGUGCCGAAGUCUUCGCACUGAAGUACGAACUGGAAGCACUCCUGAAUCUGGGGAAUGCAAUGAACGGCAUGGUUCAGUCGGCCGCUUGGGGAUAUGCACAGAAAGAAAUCAUAUCACGGACCAUCUUCGCCGAACUUGCUGCGGCGAUGUGGCCAAUGGCCCUGAUGAAGGUCGCCAGAGUCAUUGAUAACCCCUUCAGUGUUGCGAAAAGUCGUGCCGACAAGGCCGGUGAGGUUCUGGCGGAUGCCCUGGUCAAUCGUGCUCAAGGCAAGCGGCCGGUCACCCUCAUCGGAUACUCGCUUGGAGCUCGCGUCAUAUACACCUGUCUUAUGAGUCUGGCAAAGAGGAAGGAAUUCGGAAUUGUUGAAAACGCAGUCAUGAUUGGCUCGCCGACACCCAGUGACACGAGCGACUGGAGAAUCCUCCGCAGCGUUGUCGCUGGCAGACUUGUCAAUGUCUUUUCAGUCAACGAUUACGUGCUUGGGUUCAUGUACCGCACGUCAGCCAUUCAGUACGGCGUGGCUGGACUCCAGAAGGUUGAGGGCCUGAGUUCCGUCGAAAACUUCGAUGUCUCGGAGGAUGUCAGCAGUCACCAGCGCUACCGCUACCUCAUUGGCGCUAUCCUUAAGAAAAUCGGGUUUGAGGAUAUCGACAUGGCAGCGGUCGAACGAGAACGGCAAGAGCUAGUCGAGAUGGAAGAGGAGGAGGAGAGACAGUCUCGUGUUGCCCAGAAAAGAUGGCUGAUGAGGAGGGAAUCCCAUGGGGGCAAGGUCGACGAGGCCGCCGAGGGAGAAGAAGAGGCCGAGGAGUUAGAAAAGAAGAUCCAAGAGCAAACGGAGAAGAGCCUCGUGACGAGGGCGAUCGAGUACUUCUACGUGCCUAGCGUCCCCAGUGCCAAAGAUGCGCAAAAGGUCGCGAGCAAUCUACAGAAGGCCGGACAAGACCCCAGCCAGGCUGGUAACGCCGCAGAUCAAACGGCCAAGGACACUCGAGCUUCUACAGGGAGCUAUGCCACCUACCUCUACAAACACCUACCGAGCAUGCCGCAUAUCAACCGAUCGAGUCCGAGUGCUGUUCAGAAACCCGAUGCCACCAACGCCAGCAAAGUCACAGGCCAGCCGUCCAAGGCGGCAGAGGGAGCCACAAGCCAAGCACAAAGCUAUGUCCAGCAAGCUUCGCAGUAUCUCCCUUCUUUACCCAGCAUGCCUUCCCUCUCGAGUGGCGGGAAAGUGAAAUCUCAAGCACCAGUUAAGACAGCGGCCGAGCAGGCGACAGAUUCUGGAAAGAAAGCAACCGAGACUGCCGCCGCGGCCGCCAAAGGCACAGCAGGCACACUGUCCGACGUAGUCACACCGACGGUCAGGAACACGUUGAACCCUAAAGACAACCCGGCAGUCAACUCCACCAAACGUGCCACGCGCGAGGCCCCCAUCAUCCACCAAGCCAAAGAUUGCACCCCCGCUCCCGUCAAGGAUAGAACAGGUGAGGUAGCGGAAGCGACGGGCACGACCGUGCAGAAUACGACGCAGACCGUACAAAAGGGUUUGGACACCACGACAGACAAAGCAGGAGAAGCGGGCAAAGCAGUCGGAGGAGCAACCCAAGAUGCCAGGAGAAGUACCACGGACGCUGCCCAGAGCGGAGCGAAGACCGGGCAAAGCUAUACCGCCCGCGCAGCGGCAUAUCUCCCCAGCAUGCCGAGCAUGGGAUUCGGAGGUGCAGGGAAGGGCGGGAAGAGACCAGCGCCACCAAAACUGGCCAAGAAAUCGUCCGAGUCGAAGAAGAGCACCCCAACCCAACCGACGCAUGAGACGCCGAAACUCGAGAAGACACUAUCAGGAGUCAAGUCACCUCCGCCCAAGCUCGGCCGAGUCCCAUCAAGCGUCAAGUCACCACUGCCACCACCCCCAAAACUCGACAGGGUCCCAUCCGGCGUCAAGCUGCCUCCGCCCAAGCUCGACAGAACUCCGUCAGGAAUCAAGUCUCCGCUGGCGACGCUGGACCGGACCCCCUCCGGCAUGAAGUCCCCGCCGUCCGGGGGGUUCAAGUCUCCUCCUCUGCCAAAACUCGGCCCCCGGUUAUCGUCGGGAGUUGCGACCCCGUCCACCUCGGUCCCAACUCCGAGCCUCAUCCGGCAGGUCAGCAGCGGUGGCGGUGGUGUGAGGUCGCCGCCGCCGAAGUUGGGGCCGCGGCGGAGCUCAGCUCAACAACAGGCUCAAGUCCAAGCUCCCGCCGCGCCGACUCCCGCAGCAAUCGGCGAGAGGCUCGCCAGCCUCUCCCAGGACGCCGCGGCCGCGGCUAAGCGGGCGGGAAACGCGGCGGGAUAUGGAGGACCAGAAGGCGCCAAACAGGGAGAGAACGCCGCGAAGGACACGGAUCAGAAGAGCCCCGUGCCUGCUCCGUCUGUCCCUGGAGCUGGAGCCGGCGCCGGUACCGUCAAGGGCGCCACCUCCUCUGCGACCGAAGCGGCCAGCAAGGCCGGCGAGGCCGGAAAGAACGCGACGAGUAGCGCGCUGGAGACGGGCGGGGGCAUGGUCUCUGGGCUGGGACGGGCAGUGGGAUUCGGGAGAAGCUGA
Fonsecaea erecta is the source of this 3801-nucleotide messenger RNA. RefSeq lists its product as hypothetical. The record is from RefSeq and is a predicted model, not a curated record. NCBI's taxonomy places the organism in Eukaryota, Fungi, Ascomycota, Eurotiomycetes, Chaetothyriales, Herpotrichiellaceae. Bases 1 to 3801 code for a protein of 1266 amino acids. The transcript has a single exon.